AUGUCUUAUGCAUUAUUUUUCAACGAUAACAGUAACGGUAGUCUUCAUCACGGUGAAGUUAAUACUACUGAGAGACCAAUAUGCGCUCAGAAGGGUCUUUCAUGUCCAGCCUUAUACACUGCGAUUCAACUCGUUUCACACAUUACAACAAUUGCUGAUUUUAUAAUUAUACCAUUUUUGGUUUAUUUAUCAAUUGCAAAAGUAAAGGAUGGCUUAUUUAAAUAUUUUACGCUUAAUUUAAUGGCAAUUUGCUCCGUAACAACUUUAGCUGAUUUUGUAGCAGAUAUAAUAUACAUCAUAAAUCUUUUCGCUGACGUAGGCGAAAAUAAAAAAAACUUGUUAGUUUUGCUUGAUCUUCGAAAAUCUUAA
Messenger RNA from Brugia pahangi, 369 nucleotides. NCBI's taxonomy places the organism in Eukaryota, Metazoa, Nematoda, Chromadorea, Rhabditida, Onchocercidae. The record is from the annotation of a GenBank genome assembly.